CCUUGGCCCCAGAGCCAGAACCAGGAGCAGGGGCUCAGCCAGGAAGAACUUCCCCACAACAAGAGCUCUCUCCAGCAUGAUGGAGAGAUAGCGGGGUCCCUCUCCUUCGAGGGCUUCAAGCAGAUGCUGAACGACCACUUGUAGGAGAUGUGAUGUCAGGGAUUCGAGGACUAGGUUGUGCCCUACUGUAUCUGCGCCCUCUCCUCCAGUUCUGGGGACAAACAGAUGGUUCCUGUCUCCUUCCCUGCCCAGGCAGCCAGCUGCUCCCUUGGCAGGAAUGGGUGAUGCCUGAUGCCCCGUCCCCCGCCCCAGAGCCACACUUUAGCUGAAUUCAAGUCUUCCUGGCCAGAAAAACCGGAAAGAGCUUUUUGGGCAGAAACGUCCCUCCCCCGUGCCCUGGGAAUCCCCAGGCCGGACAGACGAUGGGAUAUCCAGGAGGAAGUGACCCGUUGCCGACCAACACGAAGCAUGGGGCAGCUGUGGUUAACAAGGCCACCGUGUCCAGCCCCCUGCCUCAGGAACUGGCCUGCUAGCAGAGCUGAGUAAAUUCUUGUUCUCCAAGAAAGACAAUGCCCAGGGAGUUUCUGCAUCGAGGCAGGCCGGCCCUGGGUGAGGGGGGCUGGCUGGGCCUGGUCCUCAGCUCCAAUAGAGCAUAGGGGAAAUGGAGAAGGCGUGGAGCCCGUGGCCUGGGGCAGGGGCUGGGGGAUGCAGUUUCCAUUAAAGCCAGCCCGGGCCUCCCCCUCAUGGAGCUCAGUUAGCAGGGUCUGCCCGGCCUCUUCCCACAUUCGACAGCACUCCACAUGACACACUGAGGGCAUCAGCGAGGGCUCAGGAAGCUGCUGGGAGAAGUUUGGGGCGGGCAGGCUAUGAGUGCUUGGCACACAGGAGUGCCUUCAUAAAUGCCAAGUGUGGACUGAAUCGGGAAAGCUUCCUGUAGGAGGGGGUAUUUGGGUUGGACUUGGAAAGAUGGGCAGGAUUGCAAGAAGGGGUGUGGGGGGAAGGCAGACAUUCCUUCCAGCUUCCGAAACAGUGUGAAAAAAAGGCAGGAACAAUACCCUCGGCUCAGAGAUCCAGAGAUGGUUGGGACCAUCGUUCCCAAUCCCCACGUUUUACAGAUGAGGAAACUGAGGCUCCAGCAGGUUGCAAAGUCUUUGCCCGGGUGCAGGGCCAUGAUGAGUGUGUCCCGAGGACAGGGCUAGCCACUCACAGCUCUUCUAUCUCUCCUAGGCCAGACCAGCUGCGGCCACCUUGCCUGGCCCCCAGCCAUGGCUUUGUGCCUGAAGCAGGUGUUCAACAAGGACAAGACAUUCCGGCCGCGGAAGCGCUUUGAGCCAGGCACUGAGCGCUUUGAGCUCUACAAGAAGGCGCAGGCCUCGCUGAAGUCUGGCCUGGACCUGCGGGCCGUGGUGCGGCUGCCUCCCGGUGAAAGCAUCAAUGACUGGCUGGCGGUGCACGUAGUGGACUUCUUCAAUCGCAUCAACCUCAUCUAUGGCACCAUGGGCGAGUGCUGCACAGAGGCCAGCUGCCCUGUGAUGUCGGGCGGCCCUCGCUACGAGUACCGCUGGCAGGAUGAGCAGCAGUACCGGCGGCCCGCCAAGCUGCCCGCGCCCCGCUACAUGUCGCUGCUCAUGGACUGGAUCGAGGGACUCAUCAACAAUGAAGAUGUCUUCCCCACCCAAGUGGGAGUCCCCUUCCCCAAGAACUUCCAGCAAGUGUGCACCAAGAUCCUGACCCGCCUUUUCCGGGUCUUUGUCCAUGUCUACAUCCACCAUUUUGAUGGCAUCAUCGCGAUGGGCGCAGAGGCCCACGUCAACACCUGCUACAAGCAUUUCUACUAUUUUAUCCAGGAGUUCAGCCUUGUGGACCACCGGGAGCUGGAGCCACUGAGAGAGAUGACAGAGAGGAUCUGUCACUGAGCCCCCAACUGCCUGGGGAAGAUGCUGACCUUUGGCCUGGAGCCCCUGGGACCUUGGUGGGGAAUAGGCAACCGCCCAUGACUGUGGCUGUGGAGAGACCCACCACCACUCUGCUCCUCUGGUGCCCCUCCUCUGAAGCCCUCCAAAUGCCAGUUCUCAUCUUCCAGAGUCUGCCCACACUCUCUCCCUCAGGAAGUGUCUCCAAAAGGACCCAGAAGAAAGAUGGACAGAAAAGGGAAAUGUUUCAGAAAUCGCUGGGCAGGAGGGUGUCAUGAGUCUGAAAUCUCCUUAGGGAGUCCUCCCCCACCCUCACCCCAAGCUGGACGAGGCCCCUGAGCAGCCUUGGGGAGAUCCCUGACAUAGGGGUAGAAUUAGAACCAAAAGUUCUCAGACAGCGUAGGGGCCAGAGCCAGGAGGGCCUGAGUGUGACCUGAGAGAUCACCCGCCUUCCAGGGGCUGUGAGUGAAGUCGAGAAGCAUUUACCAUGUGCUAGGCAUUGAGCUGAGGGCUGCCUGGCCCAUGUGUGGGGGCCUCUGUGUAUGUGUGUGUGUGUGUGUGUGGUGUGUAUUCUUCUGUAGCUCCCAGCUUCAUGUGUCAGAGCUGAGGGCCUUGUGCGGAUGGGGCAGUAAGUGAACAAUAUUUUACAACAGUGGGGGGUGUCUGUGCCACCAUUCCUCCCCCAGGGAGGACUCUGUAGAACCAAGGAGUAAGAGAUGGCUCCAUGAACAGAUGGGCCCCUGGUCCAGACUGCCCUGAAGGCCCCAGACCCAACUCUGUUUCCCAAGCCUGAGACUCAUCCAUCCUCUCGACUCAGGGAAAGCCCUCACUGAGGCUGUGCUGGGAGGGAGGGACCUUCCUGCUCUUACAGGUCCCCCCAAGUCGUUUUCUGGGGAUUGACCACAGGCCUGCCAGCCACGUGGGCCUUGCAUCUAACCAAGCUCUCAUUUGCUAUAGUUUGAGCUCUGCUGCUGCUUGUUUGGUCUUUGGCACAGAUGGAAGCCACCCACUGAGCGCCUGCAAAGACAUCUUUGGGCCAAGCCCAUCUGGGCUUAUGAGGCAGCUCUUAGGCUGUCGAGACAUCAGAGAAUAAGCUUUUUGGAUUGAAGAGACAGUUCUUGGAUUCUUCCCCAAACAAAUCUGGCCCCUUUUGUUACAGCCCUUCCCCAGAAAACCACUUUCCCAGGAUGCUUCACUCUUGAAGUAAAGGGUUACCAGCUAGAGAAACAUUGAGGAGUGUGUGUGUGGCCAACCCAUAUGCCUCUUUCUCUUUCUGUUCAUUCACACACACCCAUCCUUCACACACUCAUUGAAGACUCAAUGGGGGUUGAAGGUGGAGAAAGAGUGCAUGGGGCUUCCUGCUGAGCUCUCCCCACUGCCUCCCCAUUCACUACCCUAAUUAGAUGCCAGAGUCAGGUCCACCACUCAUUCAGCCAAUCAUUACUGAACACCCCCCACCUCCUCCUCCAACUCUGAGCCAGGCCUUUCCAGGGGGGGAGAUGUGAAACAGGGCAGAGCUAGUCCCUGCCCGCUGGGAGCUUCCAGUCUUAGCUUCUCAGAAUGCCGGAUUUCAGCAGAACCUUUGCCCGCCCACCUUAUACACUCUGAGAGAAGCUUGGUUGGGAUCAGAGCCAACCGGGACUAAACUUAAGAGGGUAGGGGAAGACCCCCCCCCCCAUCCCCAGAAACCUGAGCCUAAUUGACUCUUGCCAUUCCCAGGGGAUUCUUCACUCUGAAGACACUGAAGGAAGCAGACUGGGGGGGAGGGGAGGGUCAGAGCCCGGAGGGGUUUCCAGGAAGCCUGGGCUUCUCUGCACCCCCACCCCACCUCGUCACCCAGUGGCCAAUCCGAGGGAUUGGAAUCACCCUUUGCUGGGGUCACUGCUGAUCCACAGGGAAAGGGAAGCUAUUUUUCUUAAAUGAAGGGAGAGCGUAUUGUUUUUAUUUUAAACAAAGAAAAAUAAAGAAGAAAGACCGCCUGAGCCUCUAUGUCGGGCCAAAUGGGUUCUUUGAUGUCCAAAGACUUAAAAGCACCGACCCCCGGCCGUGCGGGGUGCCUGGGUCUGAGGAGGUCAGCCCAGCCGAGGGUGGGGCUGGGAGGACUCUGCGCUCUGGUGGGAGGGCUCAGCCUGGGGCUGGGAGGGGCUGGGAGCUUGGACCUGCAGGGCUUCUCCAGGUGCUGAGGCGAGUCCAUACCGGGCUCCCCUAGAACUGCUGGGGGCUCCCCCGAAACGCAUCUGAGCUCUUGCCGCCCAAGGCUGGCUUAGCGCGGGCUUCUUUCCUCUCCGAGUCAAGCCUGACCCUUUCUGGUCCCUUUUCGGGACCUCCUUCAGGCUGGGGGACGCGGCAAGCGAACCUCGUGAGGCCCCGGACCGACGUGUCCCUGUGUUUUCUGGGCCAAGGCCAGGCUCGCAGUCUCCCGGGCUGAGGCAGCCCCACCCAUGGGGCCUAGAACUGCUUGGGGGGGGGAAUGUAACGAGCCCCAAAAUUCCAGGAAGGGACCCUGGCAGGUUAUCCUGCCUUCCUUGGAGCACGGAUGGUCGUUCCCUUCUUCACCAGGCAGCUCAGCCUGUCUUGGAAAGUUCUAACUCACCCUCCAUCCAGGCUUAACCAGUCUCCGCUCAGCCCUAGUCCUCUCCUCCUCCUCCACCAGCCGUGGCUCCCAGUUCUGCCUGCUGAAGCUGAGCAGAAGGCGGAAGAGCCAGCAGAAUACCUGGACACAGCCCCAGCCAUCUCUUCUAGAGAAGGGAGGAGGGAGACACGCAACGCGUACGCGGAUCAAUCAGUACAAAAUAAACUCAGAUUCAGAGAACGAAGGCUCUCAGUGAUCCUGCCCUCAAGGAGCCCACAAUCUAAUGGGGCGUUUAAAGUCCUUCUAAACAUCCUCCUCCCCCCAAGUACAUUUAGACUCGGUGAUACUGGCCUCCUGGCUAUUUCCUGCAUAAGACCCUCCAUCUCUCAGCUCCAAGCAUUUUGGGGGGGGGGGCAAUGAGGGUUAAAUGACUUGCCCAGGGUCACACAGCUAGUAAGUGUCUGAGGUCAGAUUUGAACUCAGGUGCUCCUGACUCCAGGGACGGUGCUUUAUCCACUGUGCCACCGAGCUGCCCCUGCUCCAGACGGACCCCUGCCCGGAAUGCCCUCUCUUCUCAUCUCUGCCCUUUGUCUUCCUUUACUUCCCACCUAAAAUCCCACACUCCACAGGAAGCCUUUACUGAUCCCCCUUAAUGGGAGUGCCCCCUCCUCGGAUAAUCAUUCACACUUUAUUCUGUCUAUGGCUUGUUAGAACACACUUGUUUUGUGUUGUCUUCCCCAUUAGAUUGUGUGUAUCUCUAGCACUUAACACAGUGCCUGGCACAUAGUUGACCCUUAAUAAAUGCUGGUUGACUAGUGAGACAGAGA
Messenger RNA from Dromiciops gliroides (monito del monte), 5312 nucleotides. RefSeq names its product MOB kinase activator 3C (gene MOB3C). Gene Ontology annotation, biological process: positive regulation of protein phosphorylation; signal transduction. The transcript is spliced from 4 exons. The record is from RefSeq and is a predicted model, not a curated record. The coding region runs from base 1266 to 1916 and encodes 216 amino acids. Gene Ontology annotation, molecular function: protein kinase activator activity. NCBI's taxonomy places the organism in Eukaryota, Metazoa, Chordata, Mammalia, Microbiotheria, Microbiotheriidae. Gene Ontology annotation, cellular component: nucleus; cytoplasm.